Nilaparvata lugens (brown planthopper) is the source of this 1191-nucleotide messenger RNA. RefSeq lists its product as uncharacterized. The record is from RefSeq and is a predicted model, not a curated record. The coding region runs from base 1 to 1191 and encodes 396 amino acids. Lineage: Eukaryota; Metazoa; Arthropoda; Insecta; Hemiptera; Delphacidae. The transcript is spliced from 2 exons.
AUGAAGUCCGAGUCAACCCUUAAGGGUUACAAGGGUCAUCCCUUGAAGCAGAAAAACAAGUUGGCGCCCAACCUAUGGAAGGGCAACAAUGAAAACAGUCCUUCUCAGGACUCGUCGACAGGACCAGAGAAAUCUGCCACCCCUGCGACAAAACGUGUGGUCCCUGCUAAAAUCAACAAACCGACGGCGUUACACGACGCAUCAAAGCAGGUCCUCACCGGUGGAAACCCCUUUUCCAACUCAGCUUUCAUGCACAACGUAGUUGAGCAUGAGUUGUAUAUGCGUGAAACCUUUUCACCAUGUACCCCUGCCCUGACACAAGUGACACGUGACGUGUUCACUCAGCUGUCCAUCGAUAAGCCCGACUUGACAAAGCGGCUUAUCCCCGAGGAACUCGAUUACUACGCUGAAGCUAUGCUGUGGUUUAGAAUCAUCGGCCUAAAAGCGCGCAACCAACAGCCGCUCACGCCAGAGGAAACCAUUGUAGUGAAAUCCUGCCUCGGCACCUCACUCCGGCCCACCUUUCCUCCACUCCCAACCACCGUCAUCCAGUGGCAAGGCGUCGCCAUUCCUGAUAACUUCGCCGCCGCUAUCACUGCCGCCUCUCACAAUCUUUAUGAGGAGCUUCCAUGCUUAGGUAUUCACUUAGCAGCCCUCAUUACGGCACAGAAUAAUGACAUCAGCCCAUGGUCACCACCUGGUGUUCCUGCCCACACCCACGCCAAUCAAAAUCUCAUUGGCUACCACCCCACGAAACUCUACCGCCCCGAAGCGUAUGCGUCCGUCAUCGACGUUGGAAUAUCGGCUGGAGAAGUCCAAAACUAUCCUCCAAACACCGGCCUCAACUUUAGACUCAUGAAACGUACUUCAGAGUUCCUUUCCUCGUUGACAACAUUCAAGACCACCGACGUAAGCUUUCCGACUCUUACAGAGUACAGAGGUACUGCACAACUAGCCCAGUACAUCCCAGAUCCACAACAACCCAGAGUACGCAACAUCCAAGGGCUCACUACCAUUCGGACAAUCAACAAUGAAAUACCCAGUCAAAUUGGUGUAUCAAUUGUGUUUGCUCCCAGGUACUACAAGGAGUCGCCUAACGACAAUUUUGACAACUGGUGUUGUCUGUCGCCCGACGCUCCACUUGCAGCAGACGUCCUCAACCCACUUCCCGCAGCCUGGUUUGAAAACUGA